Setaria italica (foxtail millet) is the source of this 609-nucleotide messenger RNA. RefSeq names its product putative F-box/LRR-repeat protein At4g13960. The transcript has a single exon. NCBI's taxonomy places the organism in Eukaryota, Viridiplantae, Streptophyta, Magnoliopsida, Poales, Poaceae. The record is from RefSeq and is a predicted model, not a curated record. Bases 13 to 585 code for a protein of 190 amino acids. Gene Ontology annotation, molecular function: protein binding.
CUGUUCGACGAAAUGCCUCCAAGGAAAAGGGGGAGGACGGGCAGGGAGGCCGCUGCGGCGCCGGAGGACGAUGGCCGCGACCACAUCAGCGCCCUGCCGGAUGACGCACUCGAGCACAUCCUCUCCUUCAUCCCGGCGCUCGACGCAGCCCGGACGUGCGUGCUCGCCCGGCGCUGGCGCCACAUCUGGAAGUCCACCAAAAGUCUGCGCAUCGUCACACCGGGUUCCAUUCAGGACAUAAAAGAGUUUGUGGACCACUUGCUUCUCAUACGCGCGGGCUCGCCUGUCGACACAUUCGAGCUCAGGACCCAAGAGGGCAUGUCCAUUGAGGACAAUGCACGUGUGAAUCUUUGGAUCCGGCAUGCGUUGGCGUGCAAAGCCUGUGUGCUCCAGUUUGAGAUCUUUGGCAGUACUACCUGGCUGAAACUAAAGGAUAUUCAUCUACUCUUUGCCUCCCAGUAUUUGACUAGGCUAGAUUUUGCCUAUGUCCAGUUCAGGGACUGCUUUCUCAACUUCUCAAGCUGCCCUGCAUUGCAAGAUCUACGUAUUAGAAGAUAUGAAGUACCUCCGUUCGUUUAUAUAUGACGUCGGCUUGCUCAAAAUUAAGCU